Molecule: messenger RNA, 5959 nt
Organism: Xenopus laevis (African clawed frog)
Lineage: Eukaryota; Metazoa; Chordata; Amphibia; Anura; Pipidae
Gene: slc4a7.S
Product: solute carrier family 4, sodium bicarbonate cotransporter, member 7 S homeolog
Exons: 25
Coding region: 1631-5008 (1125 amino acids)
Biological process (GO): monoatomic anion transport; monoatomic ion homeostasis; bicarbonate transport
Cellular component (GO): plasma membrane; membrane; basolateral plasma membrane
Molecular function (GO): solute:inorganic anion antiporter activity; sodium:bicarbonate symporter activity; sodium ion transmembrane transporter activity
Source: RefSeq, a predicted model, not a curated record
UGUUUGUUUACUAUACAAAAUACAGCAUUUCUAGCAUUAUUCUAUUUUAGACUUUAGUUUGCCUUUAAGAAACAUCUCUAUGGCGUCAUUUGGGUUUAUUAUGGUUUUUGCAAGUCAAAAGGUUGAGCUGUAGUAAGCUUUGUAUUUUCUAGUUCUAAUAAUGGAAUUUUCAAAUGAUUAUUUUAGGAAACUGGUAUUUUUUAGUAAUUAUAUGCCAUUUCUUUUAUAUAUCUAUAUUUUGUUUGUGUGUACUUGUGAAAUGUUGCUAUAUUAAAGAGAGACAAUACAUUAUUAAAAUAUCCAAAAUAAUUAUGUGUCAAACUUGGGAAUACUUUGACUGGCAUACAGUUUUUCAUGUUAAGCAAGGGAGUUGUCUAAAUUAAAAAAAAAAAGUGCAAUUAACAUCACUAAGGGAAUGGCCAGCAAAACAGGGCUGUCAUGUUAUACUCUUGCACUUCUGUGUUUGUCUCCCUUCUAGCUUCAAUAGAAACCAUGCAGGAAGUGAUGAGCGCUAAAGGCCUACCUGCUGUGUGAGUAGUAUGAAUGGCACACAAGUAUGGGAUCGUAUGGGGCAGGGUCGGAGAUACCUAUGUUAAGAUGUACCAUUGCAGUUCAAAUCUGCUGCUUCUUUAGGGGGUCUGCAGAUCAGUCUUGUGUGGCCAGGGAGAAGCCAUUUGAUUACCUCCAUCCUUGUUAAAAUACUCUAAAUAUCUGAAAAUGUGGAUGUACAAUGUACUCUGGGAUACACCUUGUUUUAUUUAUUUAUAUAUUUAUUUUUGUGGCAAGAGAAUAAAUCAUGUGAAUGCCAAUACUGUACAUUUAUUGUAUAAGUAUUCUUUAUUUUUGAAUUACGGGAAGUUUGAAAUUAAUUUUAAUUACUUAUUCAACAAUAUAAUAUAUUUAGUUAACAGACACAGUUAACAGCCAGGUUCUGUUAUUUGCUUGCCCUCACUCGUAUCUACAACUGUUUUCCAUCCAAAGAAAUCUAUAUAUUUAGAAAGAACAGGUUUCACUCAGCUGUUACUAAAGGCUUUUUAUUUAUGCAAUGUGAGGUGAUAUUCUUUUAUGCUGUUGAGCUAUGUUAUGAGUAACUGGCAGCAAACUAAAAUAGGAUUCAUUGUUCUCUGUUUGGAAAAGACAUAUCGCUUGCAAAAGAGUGUGCCCUAAUAAAAUCUUUGUAGGCUGUGAUGUGCAAACUCGACUUGUAUGUUUGUUUGUUUGUUAUAUAUUUGAUUCAAUGCACCCUACAAUGCUUGCAGAAUUUAGUUAUUAAUUGUCCUUAUUUCUAUGUGCUAUUUAAUUUCUCAAGUAUAUCAUAGGAAAUAAAAUACUGAAUGGAAAAUGCAAAAACAUCUCUCUACUUUUACACCUUUAAAAUAGCAGUCAUGCAUUUCCGAUUCCUUUUUUGGCAUUUGUAGAAGCUAUAAUUUGAAAGCAUUCCAGGCUUCCUGAGUCUUUUCAGUUCAGUGAGGCUGGCAAUGUGUCUGCUCAGGGAUUGGAGGAAAGCUGUGUUCAUCUGUGUAAGAGCCCCAUCAUAAAGCAGUCACGUACUCCGUCUCGAAGAUCGACUAGGCUUGGAUUGCGUUACACUGCUGCAGUCAAAGACAUGGUUUGUGCUUAGGCAGCCAGCAUGGAAAGGAGCUACCCUCGCAAAGUGAUGGUGCCUGGGCACGAUGAAGAAGCUAUCGUGGACCUGGGAAAGACAAGUUCUUCAGUAAAUACCAAUUUUGAGAAGGAAGAACUUGAAAGUCACAGAGCUGUUUACAUUGGUGUUCACGUGCCAUUUGCCCGACAGAGUCAUAGGCGACAUAAACAUAGGGGUCACAGGCAUCACAGAAGAAGAAGAGAGAAAGAGAACGAUAAGGAGGAUGGAAGAGAAUCUCCCAACUAUGACACCCCUUCCCAGCGUGUACAGUUUAUUCUUGGCACUGAAGAUGAUGAUGAAGAGCACAUUCCUCAUGACCUGUUUACAGAAAUGGAUGAAUUGUGUUUCAGAGAUGGUGAGGAAUGUGAAUGGAAGGAAACUGCAAGGUGGCUCAAAUUUGAAGAAGAUGUAGAAGAUGGUGGAGACCGGUGGAGCAAGCCAUACGUGGCUACUCUUUCUUUGCACAGUCUUUUUGAGCUACGCAGCUGCAUACUUAAUGGCACAAUAAUGCUGGAUAUGAGAGCCAACACAAUCGAGGACAUUUCAGAUAUGUUGUUGGAUAACUUGACUGCAUCCGGUCAGAUGGAUGAAUCCAUUAGAGAGCAAGUCAGGGAAGCUCUUCUAAAAAGACAUCACCAUCAAAAUGAGAAGAAACUGAGUAACCGCAUUCCACUGGUCCGAUCCUUCGCUGACAUAGGCAAGAAACAUUCUGAACCUCACUUGCAUGAACGAAACGGGCUUCUGUCCUCACCACAGUCUGUAUCUGGAAAUUUGGAUUCUAGCAAAUCAUCAGAGCUGAAGCGGAAUCCAACAGGCGGAAGUCUGGAGAACAGUACAGUUGACUUCAGUAAGGUGGACAUGAACUUCAUGAGGAAAAUUCCAGCUGGAGCUGAGGCAUCAAAUGUCUUGGUGGGGGAAGUUGAUUUUUUGGAUCGGCCCAUCAUUGCAUUUGUAAGAUUAUGUCCGGCAGUCUUGCUUUCUGGACUCACAGAAGUUCCAAUUCCUACACGGUUUUUGUUUAUUUUACUGGGUCCAACCGGAAAAGGGGGACCGUACCAUGAAAUUGGAAGAUCAAUUGCUACUCUUAUGACUGAUGAGAUAUUUCAUGAUGUUGCUUAUAAAGCAAAAGAUCGAAAUGACCUUCUUGCUGGAAUUGAUGAAUUUCUUGACCAGGUGACAGUCCUACCUCCAGGAGAGUGGGAUCCAUCCAUUCGUAUUGAGCCACCAAAAAGUGUUCCCUCCCAGGAAAAGAGAAAGAUCCCAACCAUCCCAAAUGGGUCAACUCCACCAGGUGAAACCAUUAAGGAAGAGCAACAUCUCACUGGUCCAGAGCUGCAAAGGACUGGAAGGCUUUUUGGUGGCUUGAUGCUUGACAUCAAAAGGAAAGCACCUUUUUUCUUGAGUGACUUCAAGGAUGCAUUAAACCUGCAGUGCCUGGCCUCCGUUCUUUUCCUAUACUGUGCCUGUAUGUCUCCAGUAAUCACUUUUGGAGGUCUUCUGGGAGAAGCAACACAAAACAGAAUAAGUGCAAUAGAGUCUCUCUUUGGAGCAUCAUUAACGGGAAUUGCAUAUUCUCUGUUUGCUGGGCAACCUCUCACUAUACUAGGCAGUACUGGGCCUGUCCUUGUUUUUGAAAAGAUUCUGUUUAAAUUCUGCAAAGAUUAUGAGCUAUCUUACUUAUCCUUGCGAACAAGUAUUGGUCUAUGGACAGCAUUUCUAUGUCUGUUGCUGGUUGCAACCGACGCAAGCAGUUUAGUGUGCUACAUCACUCGAUUUACAGAAGAAGCAUUUGCUGCACUAAUUUGCCUUAUAUUUAUUUAUGAAGCAUUGGAGAAACUUUUCGAUUUAGGAGAGAAAUAUGCAUUCAACAUGAACAAUGACCUCGACCUUCUGUCAAAAUAUACUUGUAUGUGUACUGAGCCACUCAACCCCAACAAUGAAACCUUAGCUUUGUGGAGUAAAGCUAAUAUCACAGCAAGUGAGGUACCAUGGAACAACCUCACCGUCACUGAUUGUGUACAUCUGAAUGGUACCUUUGUUGGCUCUGCCUGUGGGCACCAUGGUCCAUAUAUACCAGACGUUUUCUUUUGGUCAGUUAUUUUAUUCUUCACAACUUUCUUCCUGUCAUCUUUCCUGAAGCAGUUCAAGACUAAAAAUUAUUUUCCAACAAAGGUGCGCUCUACUAUCAGUGACUUUGCAGUGUUUCUGACAAUAGUGAUUAUGGUUCUUAUAGACUAUUUGGUGGGGAUUCCUUCUCCCAAACUUCACGUUCCUGAGAAAUUUGAGCCUACUUUAAAAGACAGAGGCUGGAUAAUUGAUCCUUUGGGUAAAAACCCUUGGUGGACAUUACUAGCAGCAGCUAUUCCAGCCUUGCUUUGUACAAUUCUCAUCUUCAUGGAUCAGCAGAUUACUGCAGUCAUCAUAAACCGGAAAGAACAUAAGCUGAAGAAAGGCGGUGGAUACCAUCUUGAUCUAUUCGUGGUUGCCAUUAUGCUUGGAGUGUGUUCAAUAAUGGGACUACCAUGGUUUGUUGCUGCAACUGUGCUAUCCAUCAGCCAUGUUAACAGCUUGAAAGUGGAAUCUGAAUGCUCUGCCCCCGGAGAGCAGCCAAAAUUCUUAGGAAUAAGAGAACAGCGAGUAACUGGCCUUCUGAUCUUUGUUUUGAUGGGGCUCUCAGUUUUCAUGACUUCUGUUUUAAAGUUUAUACCAAUGCCAGUCCUGUAUGGCGUUUUCCUUUAUAUGGGUGCUUCAUCUCUCAAGGGCAUUCAGCUUUUUGACAGAAUCAAACUGUUUGGAAUGCCAGCCAAACAUCAGACGGAUCUAAUCUACUUGCGCUAUGUACCUCUCUGGAAGGUUCACGUUUUUACAGUUAUUCAGCUUACUUGCCUUGUCCUUCUGUGGGUUAUUAAAGCCUCUUCAGCUGCUGUUGUGUUCCCAAUGAUGGUCCUUGCUCUUGUUUUCAUUCGCAAACUUUUGGACUUCAUCUUUACCAAAAGAGAAUUGAGCUGGUUAGACGAUCUGAUGCCUGAGAGUAAAAAGAAGAAGGAAGAUGAUAAGAAGAAAAAAGCAAAAGAAGAAGCCGAAAGAAUGCUCCAGGCUGAAGAGAGUGAUGUACAAAUUGAUUUUGAAGGAAGGAACCUCCUUCAGCUUCCAGUCAAGAACUUGAAAUACAGCCUUGACCCUUCUGUUGUAAACAUAUCAGAUGAAAUGGCUAAAACUGCUCAAUGGAAGGCUCUUUCCAUGAAUCCAGAGAGUACCAAAGUAAACAGACCUAACCUAAGCCCAGAUAAACCCGUGAGUGUGAAAGUCACCCUAGAAGACACCUCAUCGAGGAAAAAUGUGGAUGCUGAGACUUCCCUAUAGAACUUGGCAAAAAGUGUCUGAGAAAGUAUGACUGUAGUGACUAUAUGUAUGAUUGUAGUGAAUAUAUGUACUGUAUGAUUGUAGUGACUAUAUGUAUGAUUGAGAAAAUAUAAGACUGAGUGAAGAAAGAAACCUAAAAUACUGUACACCUCGUAAAUUAUUAGCACUGUAAAUACUAUAUAAGAAAUGAACAGGCUCAGGAUCAACACUCAAAAAUUAUUUAUUCAUUAGGAACUUUUAUAUAAUUUUUACAAUGGAUUUUAUGGUGUAUUUAAAAGUCUGUCAGGAUGCUAAAGUGUUUUUGAAGGGACAUUUUGACAGGAAGUGCUACACACAUGACCCGAUUUGUCAUUCCUGUACUUUAUAUAACAAAACUAUUUUACCAUUAUAUAUUUUUUUUAUCUUAUUUUUUUCUUCUGCCUUCUUUGCACUUCUAAUGGAUGCUAAAAAAGUUCUCCCUUUGUUCCUGCCCUGGCAAUCCAGCAACAUGACCAUCCUAAAGUCGGCAGCCUUGAUAUGCUCAGGGUAUUGCCCAAGAACUGCAUUGGUCCCAGUAUGCAGUCGUGGGUCUGUACAGGCCCUCCCAAAUUGUUUACCUAACGGUCAGACUAUAGGAUCAGCCUAAUUUAGCCUGCCACUAGUACUGAGUCUCAGCUGUUAAGAAGCCUGCCAAAAUGAGCAUAUAGUACAGCUGUGAGUGCACUUUUCACUGUUACUCAUAGAUUAACUCGCUAUUCCUGAUUGUCUACCAUAUUAGGAGAAUCUAAAAAUAUUCAAGCUAAAUUCAAGUUAAGGGAAAUAAGUUUCAGUUUCUAGCUAUUUUCCUAUUCUAUCAUUUGCCACAUGUUUUGCAAAUGUGGAACAAGUUUGUGGUUGCCUCUGUGUUACAAGGAUUAUCCACAGUAUUUCUGUUUUUUUGCCCUAAGCAAUAAUUUGCUCUGUUUUAGUGUU